Cavenderia fasciculata is the source of this 1242-nucleotide messenger RNA. RefSeq lists its product as uncharacterized. The record is from RefSeq and is a predicted model, not a curated record. NCBI's taxonomy places the organism in Eukaryota, Evosea, Eumycetozoa, Acytosteliales, Cavenderiaceae. The coding region runs from base 1 to 1242 and encodes 413 amino acids. The transcript is spliced from 4 exons.
AUGAUGAUGACGACGACGACAAACAAUAUAAAUAUAUUAAUAAAUAAAAGACGUCCUCUUCUCUCUUCUCUCCUUGUAAUGCUUACAAAUUGUAUGGCUGUCUCUUCUUCUUCUUCCUCUACCUCUAUUUUAAAUGUAUUUAAUAAUCAACAACAACACAUCUACUCAUUCGGAUGUGGAAAAGGAGGAAAACUAGGUAACAGUGCAAAUGAUGGAUAUGAAGCAUACCCUUUUAAAAUUGAUGAUUUAGGUGAUUACAAUAAUAAUAAUAAUAAUAAUAAUAAUAAUAAUAAUAAUAAUAAUAAUAGUAGUGAUGAUACAUCUAAUAGAGUGAAUGAUAUUAAAUCAUUACAUUGUGGUCACUACCACAGUAUGAUUAUUAAUAAUAAAGGAGAAUUAUAUACAUGGGGAUGGAGUUCAUUUGCAGGAGGAGAGAAAGAGAAUAAAGAAACAAAUUAUAAUGAAUGGAGUCCAAGACUAGUCGAUGAAUAUGUAUUGGAUAAUGACAGUAUCUUGCAAUCAAGAGAUGUGGUCAAAGUAGCUGCCGGUUGGGGACACUCACUGGCAUUGGACAGUGAGGGUAGUAUCUGGGGUUGGGGAUGGAAUGCUGAAGGACAGUUAUUUGUCGAUCCAACAAGACACCCAGUUUUACAUCGUCCAACCAAAGUGUUUUCAUCAACGUCUUCAUCAUCGUUGGUGGUACGAGACAUUAUAUGUGGGUCGGAUUACUCGGCAUUCAUUACUGACAAGGGACAUGUAUAUAUGGUAGGUAGUGGAGAACAUGGACAAUUGGGAAGAGGCAAUACAGAAGCAAGUGCAUAUCCACAGAUAGUCCAAGGAUUACAAGGACAAAGGAUUGACAAGGUUGCAUGUGGAUUUGGACAUAGUCUAUUGCUAGAUGAGCAACAAGGUCAGUUGUUUAGUCUAGGGUGGAAUGGAAACGGUCAGUUGGGUGUUGGGGACACAUUGAAUCGAUUGGUAGCCACACCAGUCUCUAUGCCCGACCGAGUAGUAUUGAUAGGUGCAGGAAGAGCUCAUUCAGCGGCAGUCCUAGCCAACGGACAGUUCUAUACUUGGGGGUGUGCUCGAAAAGGUAAACUUGGAUCAGGUAACAUCAAUGGAAUGGAAACCAUCCCAACACAAAUAACAGAAUACGAUGAUACUGAUGAUUGGCCAUCUAAACGUCCAAUCGAUCUAUCAUGUGGAUUUGAUCAUACCCUUGUUAAAGUUGUAGACCAAUAA